CGCUGUGUCAGUUGCGGAGCCUCUGUGGGGAGUGGGAGCUGAAGCUUUGCCGGGCCCCCGCGCAUGGGGGGUCGCUCCCAGACAUGCCCUUCUCGCCGCUCGGCUUCUCUGUCCUGCUGCUGGCGACCGCGGGAAGGUCGCUCCCGGUGAGGAGGAGUUCAGAUGGAUCCCUCUCUGAGGUUGUGCAGAAAUGGAAGGAAUAUCAGCUCCAGUGCCAGAAAUACUUAUAUGAGACACCCCCCAUUGUUCCAGAAGGCAAAUUCUGCAACAGAACAUUUGACGAUUAUGCCUGCUGGCCAGAUGGACUGCCUGGUACCUAUGUGAAUGUCAGCUGCCCCUGGUAUCUUCCCUGGGCUAAUGCAGUUCUGCAUGGACAGGUGUAUCGCUUCUGCACCUUGGAUGGGACCUGGCUGCUGAAGGAGAAUUCGACUCUGCCCUGGAGGAACCUGUCUGAGUGUGAGCCCUCUGACCAGGAUGCGCCAGAAGAACAGCUCCUGAAUUUGUCCAUCAUAUACACCAUUGGAUAUGCUCUUUCCUUCUCUGCCCUUGUAAUAGCAACUGCCAUUCUUCUUGGAUUCAGACAUCUGCACUGCACGAGGAAUUACAUUCACCUGAACCUUUUCACCUCUUUUAUCCUGAGAGCUAUAUCUGUUUUCAUUAAAGACUCGGUGGUGAAGUGGAUGUACAGCACAGCCACACAGGAGUACCAGUGGGAAGGACUUAUAGCCUUCCAGGAAUCACUCAGCUGCCGUUUGGUCUUUGUGAUGAUGCAAUAUUGCGUGGCUGCAAACUACUACUGGCUGCUGGUGGAAGGCAUGUACCUGUACACACUGCUGGUACUUUCGGUCUUCUCUGAGCAAAGGAUUUUCCGCCUUUAUCUCUGUAUUGGCUGGGGUGUGCCAAUGCUGUUUGUUAUUCUCUGGGGAACUGUCAAGUACCUUUAUGAAGAUGAGGGUUGCUGGACCAGAAACUAUAAUAUGAACUACUGGCUGAUCAUCAGACUGCCCAUUCUUAUUGCCAUCGGGGUGAAUUUCCUCAUCUUCAUCAGAGUUAUAUGCAUCAUCAUCUCCAAACUGCAGGCUAAUUUGAUGUGCAAAACUGACAUAAAAUGCAGGUUGGCCAAGUCUACGCUGACUCUGAUCCCACUGCUGGGGACUCAUGAGGUCAUCUUUGCCUUUAUUACUGAUGAGCAUGCCAGAGGGAUGCUGCGCUUUGUGAAGCUUUUUACUGAGCUCUCCUUUGCUUCAUUCCAGGGGCUGAUGGUUGCGAUUCUUUACUGUUUCAUUAAUAAUGAGACCUCUGCGCAGGUCUGUGGGAUAACUCAUCAGACAAAUGUGGUUGGAAGGAAUUCAGGUUCAGAUGGAGUUUCGGAAAAGCUGGGAGCGCUGGAGAUUGGAACACUUUUAUGUCCAGAGAAACAGCAGUAUGAAACCUCUGAAGUGUCCAGCCAACAGCAUCAGUAGUGGGGGCACAGUAGGCAGCAGUGUCUAUGCUGCCACUUGUCAGGCCACAUUCAGCUGAAAUUUCUGCAGAUGAAUCAGACUAAGAACAAUGAACUGUUUAAUAUACCUGAAAACCCUUAAAUACCUUAAGCUUGUGGCUUAAGUUUGCUAUCUCCAGAAAGAAACUUAAGCAUGUGCUGCUCAUCACCUGCAGGCUGUUGGCCAGAGUUCCUAGGGAAAGCAAUCUGCUAAUGUAAUCAACAGAUCAGAGGAAAAAUUGGUCACAUCUAAAGUAAGUUAAAAGAGUUUCUUCCUAUUUGCACACACGGCCUCCGGGGGUCCAAAACGUAAGCGUAGCAUUGAUCCAGUCUGAAACCACAGGGUCAAUGGCUUCUUACUGUUGAGUGGGUGAGCUGAAUGAUCGACUGAUUAAAUUACAGGGAUAUAGAAUAUGAUUAUUGCCGAAAAAUAAAUUAAGACUUUGCUGGGGAUAGGGUAAGGUGCCAUCACCAUUUCUAGAAAAAAAUUAUUUAGUGGGACACAACUUACAUUUCAGGGAAGAAUCAGUUUUGUAGCAGGGGUUUCCCAAAGUUAAAAUUGAAAAUACACUGAUCUAUUUUCUGGGUAGGUGAAAAACAGCACCCUGAAGGUGUAUCAAUAUACAGCAGGUAAUGUUAGUGAGCACUUCUAAAUGCUACCUUUAAGCUUCACUUAAAAAAAUACAAAAAACCAAAUAAAACAAAAAUUCAGUAUCUGUUAGUAACCUCCUCUGCAAGGAAUAGGUGCACAUUAUCUCUGUUGACAUGGAUGGAAAUGUCCCCUGCAUGAACAGCCCUUCCAUUGUCAUUGUCACCUUGUGGGCACACAGGCAUUCACAGGGAUGGGCUGAUGGCUUGUUUUUCAAGAGAAUUUCUCCUGUCUGAGCUUUACUCUGCUUCUUGUGGGUGCAAACACAGAAAGCAGUCAGCUUACAGCCGCUGCUGGUUUCAGCAGACCUUUCCUUUUUGCAAAGAUUUGGUUUUGGCAGUUUUGUUUCCCCCCCGGCCUUGGUCCUUUUCUCCUGUGACACAAGGUACCCACGCUCGCGGAUGGGGAGGUGGCCCUUGUGCAGGGCACGGGUUCAGGACUAAGGACAGCUCCCGACCCCCUGCCCGGGGCCGGCUGCCAUUCUCCAGAGCCUCCCAGCUUCCCAUCAGCAGUGUUCCAAAAAAACCCAAGCAAAACCAACAACUCCAAACAAAAAUUCCUGAAAUCCAUGAGCUUUUUCCAUCUGCUUAAAAUCACAAGGGCUCAUGCAGUGACUACAUCUGCACUGUGUAGUGUGUUCCCUGCCUGAUGUUGACAAGAGUUGCUGAGGACAAGCCAAAGUACCUUUAGAAGCAGGUGUGAUAUGUUGCAUCACUUAAUAACAACCUUUGCACAUCUUUAUUCUGCUCUUACUUGGGUUCCCUUUGCAACAAAGAGGCAAACUGCCAAAGACUAGCUCUGAGAAUCUCCCUGCUCACAGAUUUCUUGUAAUAAAUAAGUAACUUACGUGGCAAAGCAGUUAAAACUGUUCAGCAGAAAUAACCGUCCCUAUUUUAAAGUCUUUUUGCACUUGCAUUCACAGCCCCUAUUGCCAAGAAAGUGAACUGGAUAUUCUGGGAUGUAACUCAGCAUCUUUCCUGCCUGAAGCUAGAUUGCUUUGCAUGGGAUUAUUUAUUGUAUUUAUUGUAUUAGAAUUCUAAUUGCCAACAGUAUGGAUUAGUUUUGCAAUCAUAUGGUUAGAAUUGAAUUAAAGAGGAUGUGUUACCUUCUUCUGCUCUAAUACUUGUAAUUGAACUCCAAGGAGAAAGGUGUGUUUGCAGAAAUCCACCCCAGUUCUCAGGCUGGCUUAUGUGCAGCACGCUAGCUUCUCUGCAGGCUGCUUCCACGCCUUCCCUCCCUGACAUCAAUUGCAAAGCUGACUUUGGAAUGAAGCACUUUAGGUUCUUCUCUGCAUUUAAUAACUAGCUUCUGUGUUGUGUGGCCAUCAAUACAAUACUUGUCUAAUAAAUGCAGGUGUUAACUGCUAUCCUACAAGUUAAUUAUCUUCGUGUACAUACAGAGUAUGUAAUGCGGUCCACAGCAACACCUUCAUGUACAUACAGAGUAUGCUUGGUGUUUAUCUGAAGUGCUAAGAAUAGGAAAAAAGUACUAAAGUACUAAGUACUAAAGAUUGUUACUGGCAGGUGAAAGGGCAGCAUGGUGACAGAUGUAAUUUACUGUUGUGGCUUAAUGCACACUCAUGGGAAUAAUUUCACUCAAUUAAUAUUCAAGAGUGGAUGCUGGUCCUGCUUAGUUUGUGCAAACCUGGGAAAAAACGUUUCUGCUGCUUGCACAGCUGUUGCCAAGAUGAUAGUUUUGCUUUUACAACAGAAGUUACAGAAUUGUUCUAACUCACUGCUGUGCUGGACAAACAAAUGUGUGUAACAAAUGAAAGAGGACAGACAUGGGAGUAGAGAGCAUUUCCAUGUGAGGUAACAAACUUGUACUUAGUUACUGUCAUAAGAUUCAACAGCUUGACGUGCUUUUGAAUUAAUAAGUUCUUGUCCCUCCUGCUCAUUUGUGAACUGAGGGUUUUGGUCCCACAGGAGUAACUCCAGUUAACUUAUCCUGGUGAUUAUUCUGCUUUGUUAGAAUGCAAGAGAAAAGUAAGGUAAUAAAGUGAGGUCUUAGCCAAGCAGAAGGCUGCAGAGAAAUUCCGCCCCCCCCUCCCCCCAAUUAAGCUCUCACUUGUUCAGACCUUUUUAAAUGCCCUCUCAAAACAACUCAGUGGAAGUAAUUACCACCAAGCAGAAUCACAGUAUUUGUGUAUUUAGAGAUUUAGCAAGGCCUCAAUGCCAAUUUCUCCAUCAUACUUUACUUCAGUAAAACCUUUUUGCAAGCCCUUGUUAUUCAUGCCAUCUC
This is a messenger RNA of Parus major (Great Tit), 4370 nucleotides long. It is a transcript of the gene GLP1R, whose product is annotated as glucagon like peptide 1 receptor. Gene Ontology annotation, biological process: adenylate cyclase-activating G protein-coupled receptor signaling pathway; cell surface receptor signaling pathway. The transcript has 14 exons. Bases 84 to 1463 code for a protein of 459 amino acids. NCBI's taxonomy places the organism in Eukaryota, Metazoa, Chordata, Aves, Passeriformes, Paridae. Gene Ontology annotation, molecular function: peptide hormone binding; glucagon receptor activity. The record is from RefSeq and is a predicted model, not a curated record. Gene Ontology annotation, cellular component: plasma membrane.